Apodemus sylvaticus (European woodmouse) is the source of this 1532-nucleotide messenger RNA. RefSeq names its product poliovirus receptor-like. The coding region runs from base 108 to 1418 and encodes 436 amino acids. The record is from RefSeq and is a predicted model, not a curated record. Lineage: Eukaryota; Metazoa; Chordata; Mammalia; Rodentia; Muridae. The transcript has 8 exons. Gene Ontology annotation, molecular function: cell adhesion molecule binding. Gene Ontology annotation, cellular component: extracellular exosome; apical junction complex; focal adhesion. Gene Ontology annotation, biological process: susceptibility to natural killer cell mediated cytotoxicity; establishment of mitochondrion localization; susceptibility to T cell mediated cytotoxicity.
AGGCGGCGCGGCACAGCUGAGAUUCCAGCAGUUUACGCGGGCGCCUUGGAGAGAUAAGGCGCUUCGCAGGGCUGGGGCGACCGAGAGCUGGAUCGGACUGGAACCACAUGGCCCCACUCGCCCGAGCCUCCCGCUGCCCGCUGUGGCCGCUGUGGCCGCUGUGGCCGGUGUCGUGGCUGCUGCUGCCGCCGCUGCUCCGCUAUGCGCUCGGGGAAGCGGGUGGGGAUAUAGCUGUGCUGGUGCCCUUCAAUUCGACAGGCCUCUUGGGAGGGUCUGCCGUCUUGUACUGUAGCUUGGUUUCUAGCGGGAAUAUGAUCACUCAAAUAACCUGGAUGAAGAGGAAUCCAGACGGAACCCACCUUGUCGUGGCUGUCUUCCACCCCAAGAAGGGGCCCAGCGUUGCCGAGCCGCAGAGGGUGAGAUUCUUGGCUGCCAAGCAGGACGGGGACCUGAAGAACGCGUCUCUGGGCAUCGAGAACUUGACUGUAGAAGAUGAAGGCAUCUACGAGUGUCAGAUCGCCACGUUCCCCACGGGAAGCAGGAGCGCCAACGUCUGGCUGAGGGUGCUCGCCCGACCGAACAACAAGGCAGAGGCCCUGAAGCCCUCUCCCGCCUUGGUGACACAGGACGUAGCUAAGUGCACCUCUGCUGACGGUCACCCUCCCGGACGAAUCUUUUGGCCCGCGAAUGUAAAUGGAAGCCACCGUGAAAUAAAGGAGCGGGGUUCCCAGCCGGGGACCAUCACGGUGACCAGCUACUUCUCCAUGAUGCCGUCUCACCAGGCGGACGGCAAGAACAUCACCUGCAGGGUGGAACAUGAAAGCACCCAGGAGCCGGACCAGCUGACGGUUACCCUCUCCCUACCCUAUCCACCUGAAGUGUCCAUCUCUGGCUAUGACGGCAACUGGCAUGAUGGCCUCACUAACGUGGUCCUGACCUGUGACGCUCACAGCAAACCAGCGCCCACCCUCUAUGAAUGGAACACGACCACGGGUGUCUUUCCCCACUCCGCUAAGCCCCAGCACGAUCAGCUUCUAAUCUCCACCUUGACCGGUCUCAAUAACACCAUCUUUGUGUGCAAGGCCACCAACGCCCUAGGGUCUGGGCAGGGCCAGGUGACCGUCCUUCUUAAAGAGACACCUGAGACUGGGCAGCAAAAUACACACACAGGCGCCAUCGUCGGCGGUGUUGUCUUUGCCAUCCUAAUAGCACUCAUCGUAUUCUGCAUAUGGAAGCAUGGUUGUUCUCGGCAGUCCAGGCCGGUAGACAAGAAGAACUAUUCAACUGUGAACGGUUCCAUACAGAACACGGAGGCAAACGGUGCUGGGGCAGACAGAACUAAGGAACCUGAAGACAGAACAACUGGAACCCUACUCCCAAAUGAAGAAGCCUCCAGAGAGAUUGGGAGCUCAGUGUGAUACGUGUAGCACGUUUGGGGGUCUCCCAGGACGCUGCCGAGUUCCACAUUGUCGAAAGGACUCAUGGAGCCCGACGUGUUGGCUCACGCCUGUCAUCUCUGCAGGCUGGGGGGC